CUAAUUCUAAACAAUAAAAUUGUCCUCUGUUUUCGGGAAGAGAUUACAUCAUAGCGAUAAGACCGCAUAAAGUGCAUCAUCUUUUGUAUAUUUAUUUAUUUCUUUUCUUGUCUUGUGUAGUGUAGGUAGGUACAAUAAGUGUGUUCAAUCAAUCUACUUCACUGUCAAAUUCCAACUAACCAAGCAAGGAAUACGUUUUUUAACCGUUACUUACUUGACACAAAAUAGGUACUUAUGUUCUUUUAAGGCCGUUUUCCACCAAAGCAGAGAAGAGGCGAGAGCGAGAUGUGCGGAGAGUCGACAAAGAGCGGGAAAAUUAUUUCCACGGAAAUCAAUCGUUUCCAUUGAUACUAGAUACCUACUUAAGAUGUAAAAGUAUAGACCAAGAGUCCGUGAACCCUACACCUCCGUUAUUUUAGAAAAGCUGAAAGUUUGUCACAACUGCCCAACACAGGUUACAUUACAGGCAAGAACGAUGGACCAUCAUGAAUGGAAGUUACCGCAAAAAAUACCAUCUCAAAUUCAUAAAGGAGACGGUCAAAACAUACUUCAAUGGGUCAAAAAGUACUUCAAUGGGUCAAAACUGGUUGAUGACGAAACCACACGAAACAUCGUCUAAUUAUUAUUGCAUUAUUAUUGGAAAAAUCAGUUUUAUAUGUACUUACCUAGGUAGUCAACGUAGAUAGAAUUUAUUCGUUAAAGGUCUGGCAAUAAAUGCCAUGAUUUAUAAUAAGUAAUAUUUAAAGGUAAUCCUUUAUUAUUUUAUUAAUUUGGGUUUUUACACACCUUUAGGAGGUAAUUAGGUAUACCUAGAAUGUUUGGUGAACAAAAAAUACCACCAUAGAACCAUUUUGCUAAAAAAAAAAAAAAAAAAGUGUUCGUCAGCUCGUUUUCAAAGUCGUUUCAAAACUUCAAGACAGAAUGCGGAUGAAAAACAGUCUAACACAGUCUCGCGUCGGUAGCGGAGGAGAGUAGCCCGCUGUAUUCCAUAAACGCCGACUCGUGCACCGAUCGUUAGCCAAACGAUAAUACUCAGACAUGUUCAUGACAAUUAUCACUGUAUUGCUGCUUCUAAUUACCGGUUAUGUAAUUAGGAAUAUAACUAAACCACGGAACUAUCCACCAGGACCAAAGUGGUAUCCGUUUCUGGGCUGUAGUGGAGUUGUCCAGAGCAUAUCUGCAAAACAUGGAUCACAAUGGAAAGGACUAUCUGAAUUAGCCAAAGAAUAUUCCACUCAGGUGCUUGGACUGAAAUUGUGUGGUGAGCUGGUUGUAGUAGUCUAUGGCACGAAAAAUAUACGACAAGUUUUCACCGGAAAGGAGUUCGAAGGUCGCCCCAACAGUUUCUUCAUAAAACUACGAUGCCUUGGGAAAAGAAUGGGUAUAACAUUCGCGGACGGACCUUUAUGGCGGGAGCACCGACAGUUCACAGUGAAGCAUUUACGGAAUAUUGGCUUCGGAAAAACCGGAAUGGAGAGAGAUAUACAAAGCGAAUUGUCAAACAUUUUGGAUUACAUCGAUAAAAAUAAUGACAAGCCAAUAAAUCCAAAAAAUAUUUUGCCUGCGGCGGUCAUGAAUGUUCUAUGGAAAUACGUUGCGGGCGAUCGAAUAAAAGAAGAGCGUUUGAAAUUUUUGUUGGACCUAUUAAGCGCCCGUUCAAAAGCUUUCUCGAUGGCUGGGGGCUGGCUGAACCAAGUGCCAUGGUGUCGGUACAUUGUCCCGGAAUUGAGUGGAUAUUCGCUGAUCACUAAAAUGAAUCAGCAGUUAUCUGAGAUUAUAGAGGAAGCAAUCAGGAAACACAAAAAUAAUGUGUCCGGACAAAAUGAUUUUAUUACUUCGUUUUUAAAGGAAAUCAAUGAAACGAAUAGCUCCUUUACAGAGGAUCAGUUGAAAACAAUUUGCCUGGAUUUAUUAAUAGCUGGAUCACAAACCACCAGCAAUGUCCUUGAAUUUGCUUUUCUAGUCGUAUUGAGGAAUCGAGCUUUGCAAGAAAAGUUAUUCGAUGAAAUAAAUACGGUCUUGGGUAAUAAACAGCCUUCUUGGAACGAUAGUUAUAGGUUAGUGUAUACUUCAGCGUUUCUUUUGGAAGUGCAGAGAUACUAUACAAUCGUCCCGCUGGCGGGGCCUCGGCGCUUACUCGAUGAUGCGGUUAUCGAUGGCUAUUUAAUACCAAAGGAGACAACUAUUCUGAUAUCCGUUGGCGAUGUACAUUUCGAUCCAGAAAUAUGGGACGAUCCACAUGAGUUUAAGCCCGAGAGAUUUAUAGACGAGCGAGGGGCUUUGAAAAAUUCAGAGCACAUGUACCCAUUCGGCUUAGGUCGUAGGCGUUGUCCAGGGGAUUCGCUCGCAAAGUCUUUUAUAUUCAUUGUUUUCGUGGGUGUUCUUCAGAAGUACAGGAUUGAACAUUGCAAUGGAGUGCUGCCAUCCGGCGACCCCAUAAUUGGAUUGAUAUCCUCACCUCGGCCGUAUGCUGCUGACUUUAUACCGAGGUCUUAGAAUAGAAUAACAGAAAGUAUUAUUGAGUAACUAGCAAAAUAUUAGCCUUAUAAUAUUGUAUUACUACUGUAGGGUAGACAAUAAAAUCUAUGAAAUA
Messenger RNA from Ostrinia furnacalis (Asian corn borer), 2593 nucleotides. It is a transcript of the gene Cyp305b1, whose product is annotated as cytochrome P450 Cyp305B1. Lineage: Eukaryota; Metazoa; Arthropoda; Insecta; Lepidoptera; Crambidae. Gene Ontology annotation, cellular component: intracellular membrane-bounded organelle; cytoplasm. The record is from RefSeq and is a predicted model, not a curated record. Gene Ontology annotation, biological process: xenobiotic metabolic process. Gene Ontology annotation, molecular function: steroid hydroxylase activity; heme binding; iron ion binding. Bases 1039 to 2496 code for a protein of 485 amino acids. The transcript has 8 exons.